Molecule: messenger RNA, 478 nt
Organism: Protobothrops mucrosquamatus (brown spotted pit viper)
Lineage: Eukaryota; Metazoa; Chordata; Lepidosauria; Squamata; Viperidae
Gene: PLPP5
Product: phospholipid phosphatase 5
Exons: 6
Coding region: 1-468 (155 amino acids)
Biological process (GO): phospholipid metabolic process
Molecular function (GO): phosphatidate phosphatase activity
Source: RefSeq, a predicted model, not a curated record
AUGUGGCCGGUCCCGCGGGCGGGGCUGGCCCUGCUGCUGGAAGUCGGGGUGCGCGCGUUGCUGCUGGGUCUCUUCUGGGUCACUGAAGUGCUGCCCCCUUUCCAACGGGUCAUACAGCCUGAAGAAAUGUGGCUCUACAAAAACCCCUACAUAGAGUCGGACCACGUGCCCACCAAAUCUAUGUUUUUCAUUUCCUUUGUGUCUCCUUUGGUCUUGAUUUUCCUGGCCAAAUUCUUCAUGAAGGCUGGUAAAGAAGAUACCAGGGAAGCAUGCUUAGCUGUUAGCCUGGCCUUUGGCCUGAAUGGUAUCUUCACCAAUGCUGUGAAGCUGGCCGUGGGCAGGCCUCGGCCGGAUUUCUUCUACCGCUGCUUUCCAGAUGGACGGGCAACCCAUCAGUUCUUGUGCACAGGAGAUGCACAAGUCGUGAUUGAAGGGCGCAAGAGCUUCCCUAGUGGACAUUCCUCCUAAAAAAAACCCC